This is a messenger RNA of Fulmarus glacialis (Northern fulmar), 1124 nucleotides long. It is a transcript of the gene OSTM1, whose product is annotated as osteopetrosis associated transmembrane protein 1. The record is from RefSeq and is a predicted model, not a curated record. The transcript is spliced from 5 exons. The annotation marks the transcript as partial. NCBI's taxonomy places the organism in Eukaryota, Metazoa, Chordata, Aves, Procellariiformes, Procellariidae. Gene Ontology annotation, cellular component: cytosol.
AAUUCUUCUGAGAGCCACAAUUGUGCCAAAAGCAUCUUGACCUCAGACAGGCUGCAGAUAGUUGUGACCCUUUCGGAGUUCUUUAACGAAACCUGGGAGGCAGCCAACUGUGCAAAUUGUUUAAAGAACAGCAGUGAGGGAUUAUCAAAUUCUACUGUAGAAUUCCUGGAUUUAUUCAAUAAAUCUCUGACAUGUUUUGAACAUAACCUUCAGGGACAAACCAUCUAUCUGUCACCAAAUAACUACACAGAAGUAUGUAAAAACUGCAACGAAACCUACAAAAUGCUGAAUGACCUGUAUAACAACUUGCAAAGGAUGAACAGGCAAGGUGGUGAGUCUGGGCACUCCACACACUUGUGUAUCGACGUGGAAGAUGCAAUGAACAUCACUCGGAAGCUUUGGAGCAGGACUUUCAACUGUUCUGUUCCCUGCAGUGAUACAGUCCCAGUGAUUGCAGUUUCAUCCUUUAUUCUCUUCCUACCUAUUGUUUUUUACCUUAGUAGCUUCCUUCACUCGAAGCAGAAGAAACGGAUACUCAUUUUGCCCAAGCGCAUCCAGUCAAAUGCCAGUCUUGUGAACAUCCAAGAAAAAUACAGCUGAGCUGCAAAACAAAACCUGAGAACUGCUGCUGGUAUACAGUGGAUACAAUUGUGUUGGAAUGAGGCCGGCACAAAAGAGGAGUUAAUUAUGGUUUAGUGUAAUGAUACAGAGCAACACAAGUUAAACAAAAUGCUGUCUGACUUCUAAGCGAGGAUAUUAUCAAACAUGACAAGGCAGGGCUGUGUGACACUGUAUGGACUCUAGUUUUGAAAAAUAUGUGGGUUUUUUCAGUCUCAGGCUGAAGCUGGUGUUUUUCUGUUUCUAAGCUUUUGUACUUCUCAUCAAUAGAAUAGCUACACUUUCCUGGCAUGUUUUUUUCCUCUUUAAUUUAUCGUAUUUGUUUCAGAGAAACCUGAGAUUCUGAAUCUUUUUGAGGUGAUUUUCAUAGACGGACAAAACUUGAUGUAAUAUUUGAUGUUUAAUUCCACAUAAUAUUCAGUUUUGCUAGACUUGGGAUGGACAGGAAACCUUUAAAAAGAAAAGUUCCCAUCUUUCUGAUACCUCUCUCUAAAGUCAUGCUGCUG